UAUUCUUGCAUGUGGGUGGCAGGGCCAGGAAGCUGGAGGCUCUGAUAAUCUCUUGUGUGGCUUUUGAGGACAGCCAGUUCUUCAUCUGCUGGCUCUGGUCUUGUCCGACUCCACACACACAAAAGCCAUGGGAACCCUGGAGGGACACCUGCUACCAGGAGUGGGCCUCCUCCUCUUCUCAUUCUACUACUCGGCGCUGACAUCCUUGGCCCUGCUACGGGAACAGAAGGUCCUCAAGCACCCCCUGCUCCCAGGGAAGCUGCGGGGACACAGGCUGUCUCGGCAGGUACCGUAUGAAGCCGUGGUGAAGGUGCUCGUCCCCACCUGUGGCAUUAUCGGUGAAUAUUUCUACCCCCUCGGGGUGAAUCGCGUGCAGAUGAUAGACUGGAAGGACCCUCGGCGGCCGUUUGUCUUCAAGGACAACUGGCAGCAUGUAACCAUGUUUGGGUUCUUUAUUCUCAGUGGCGUGGUGGACAUGGUGAGCCAGGCACACCUGGGCCGUUGGGGUGUGAAGCUGGAGCGUGCAGCCGAGGCGUUGGCUUUCUAUGUGCUGAUCAUGCUGAUGGUAACCCACAUCGAGAACAAAAGCUCCUUGGAGAUCCGAGUACACCUUCUGCUAAUGAUACCCUCCUUCUUCCUUGCUCUGGUGCUCACUGUGGAGGUCUGGGUCCCCAACCAUCCUCCAAUCUGGAUCCUCAAGUGUUGGCUGGGGCUGGUGUUAAGCAGCUGGAUGAUGCAGAUCUGUGAGAUGUAUAUACCUCUUACUGGACAGCCCUGGAGGGCAGACGACCCCAUGGAUCAUGCAUUCCUAACCAUCUUCUUCUGCUGGCACCUGGUCUUGGCGGCUGCCCUGUUCCUGGCCACCUAUGGCCUCUGCAGUCUCUGGCACAGACACUAUUCUUCCUGGACAAAGACUCCUGGUGCUAGGUACCAGCGGUGCCCUAUGGAAUCCAGUAGUGAGGAGCUAGAGAAACUCAAGGCAGAGACCCUGCCGCAGGAUGAAGUCGUGUAGGAACAGAAGCUGUCGGGAGUGCUGUAUGCACAACCUGGGAUCCACAGCAUAGCUUCCCACCCCAGGACUAGCUUCUUCUCCCUAAAUAAAACUUCUAGCUCCAAGGAUGA
Peromyscus leucopus (white-footed mouse) is the source of this 1122-nucleotide messenger RNA. RefSeq names its product transmembrane epididymal protein 1 (gene Teddm1). NCBI's taxonomy places the organism in Eukaryota, Metazoa, Chordata, Mammalia, Rodentia, Cricetidae. Bases 128 to 1012 code for a protein of 294 amino acids. The transcript has a single exon. The record is from RefSeq and is a predicted model, not a curated record.